This is a messenger RNA of Trichoplax adhaerens, 1218 nucleotides long. RefSeq lists its product as uncharacterized. Gene Ontology annotation, molecular function: calcium ion binding; protein binding. Lineage: Eukaryota; Metazoa; Placozoa; Uniplacotomia; Trichoplacea; Trichoplacidae. The record is from RefSeq and is a predicted model, not a curated record. The transcript has 13 exons. Bases 1 to 1218 code for a protein of 405 amino acids.
AUGAGUUCUAUAGUACUCUAUAACAGAGGCAAAAAUACGGAGAAAGCACCACUAAUAGGAUGGAGACGGACAUUUAAAGAUUUUUUUUACUGCCAAGUUGCGAGAUCGAUUCUCUUCGUAAUAGGAUUUUAUAAGAUAAAAGUUAAUGGAAAGCUAGCUGAUCGGCAACAAGCACCUAUUAUCGUUAUUGCUCCUCAUUCUUCAUUUCAGGACAUGUUGUUUAUGGAUUCACUACGUCCACUGUCGGGAUUAUCACGAGUCGAAAAUAAGAGUGCACCCAUACUAGGGCCUACUCUUAUUAUGAUGGAAACAAUUUUUGUAUCACGAAUGAACCCUAAAUCACAUCAACAGACCAUCGACGAAAUUCUUAAACGUAGCACAGAUACUGAAUAUGAUUGGCCUCAAAUGAUGAUUUUUCCAGAAGGUACAGGUACAAAUCGAAAAAGUUUAGUGCAUUUCAAGGCAGGUGCUUUUAUUCCUGGUGUUCCAAUUCAACUAGUAGCUGUUCGAUUUUUGAAUAAAGUGGAUACUUAUUCUUGGGUAGCUGAUGGACCUGGACCACUGAUGUUGUUAAUCCAUUGUGUCUGUCAAUUUCGACAUGAAGCAAUCGUUGAUAUUUUGCCGGUUUAUCAUCCUACCGAAGAAGAAAAGAAGAAUCCACGAAUUUAUGCCGAUAAUGUUAGAAAAUUAUUUUCAGAACUAAAUUAUCCUAUCAUCAAGAAUCACCUGAAAAUAUUUUCGGUGAUUAAUACAUGUAAGAGUGGCAAGGUUACUAUUCAAGAUCUUGCCUCAUUCUUAAACGUUAACACCAGCGAUCUAGAAGGAGUAUUUGCUUUACUGGACAUGGAUGAGGAUGGCUAUCUUGACUUUAGAGAGUAUUUAAUUGGUAUUACAAUUUUAAAGGAUUCCGAUCAAUUAAAGAAUAUCGUUACUCAUAUGGGACAGACUAUGCUUGUCCAGCGUUAUGACUCAAAUCUUAGCGAAGAAGAUUUUCGUUCAGUUAUAUUACGACUUUAUCCUCAACUAUCUAACGAACCUAUAAAAGCAUUUUAUAUGUACCUACGUCAGAAAUACGAAUUUGUCAGUAUAGUUCAUUGUUCUUUGGCUAAUAGAAAUAACGUCUAUAUAAAUACUGAAACAGUUACCAUAUUAGACUAUAGAUUGUCCGCUAUAAAUGUCGUUACUAUUAGUAAUCUGCAUAACUAUAAAAUAAGGUAG